UUGGUUGUAUAUAAGUCGGUAAUUCACAUGACAAGCGCACCAAGACGCUCACGCAUAGCAUGCAAUCUGGAAACAUGUCUUUUGUUGAUAAAUAUGUCGUAUUUUUAAUGUCGUUGGUGGUGAGUAAUUAUGGAGAAUAUGUCACUGAACCUGGCUUUGGUUAUUUACUCCUCAAUGCUUCAAAAACGCCUUACUGUCAUGAUCUCCAAGAAAACGAAAUUUGUCCUUCUAAUGUUGUCAAUUAUCAAAUUCUCGAAUUGAAAGACAACGUCCCAGCAAUAUCGACGUAUGAAUUGCAAGCAGUGAAAAUCGCGCUGGAUGCCCUACAUUUCUUUGCAGUCACUCAAGAAUGUCGUGACACUGUUCGUACAUACUACUGUUCUAAUACGUUUCCUAUUUGUUCACCUGAUGCUAAGUAUGGUGUGAACUUGAGAUACGAUUAUAACAAAACUAUGGCGGCAUGUGAAAAAAUUAAACAGAUUUGUCCAAUCAACAUCACUCGGUUCUUUACUUUUGGUUGUUCUUUCGUACAAAAAGAUGUAACAGGCUACGAUUAUUGUACCAAACCACCGCAAAUGGACCCAGAAAUUUGUCCAAGGUCGAAAUACACUUAUCCUGCAGCUUUGAACAAGUUCUACCCCAAGAGAGCUCUCCUUCUGAUAUAUACGGCAGCUUUAAUCCUUGAAAAACACAUUUUGGUUAACAACUCUUGCUUGGAAAACUAUUUCAUGGUACAAUGUCAACUGACACGUGGCACCAUUUGCUCCACUGAUAUGAAGCUACGAAUGUACGCAAUAAGCAAACAAGACUGUGUUGCUACAUAUUCACAGUGCAUUGUGCCUGAAGCUCAAGCCUACUAUUUCGAAAUGUGCAAACUUUUCCCUGAUGCAGACACAGCGGAGAAGGUACCAUUACCAUCGACAACACAACCGUUAAAAAAGCUUUUUUCUAAUUUUUUGAGUCAGUCAUUGUUUAAUUGACAAUCCUUACUGGUGAAACAUUGCAACUUUUGUUUCGAAAAUACACAAAUAUUUUGAUUUAAUCUGAAUCAAUUAUAAACAACUAGAAACAUUUGCAAUGAGAACCAAGCUAAUUUUUCUAAGUUUGCUUUAAGUUAAAACAGGCAUUUGGUAACUUUUCUAAAUAAUUUGAAAUUUCUACUACAUUCUCCAUAUGCACAAGUUAUAUUUCCGUGCAUACUUAGCUUUCCAUCGAUUUCAAAAUGCUUUCCAUCUGUUACGAUCUAUUGAUCUAGCAGAUAUCUAGUUUAGAUUAACAUCACAAUUGUAAUUAAAUAAUUCUUUUAAUUGAUCAUGUAAAAUGGAAUUACACAUUCUAAACAGGC
Messenger RNA from Xenia sp. Carnegie-2017, 1345 nucleotides. RefSeq lists its product as uncharacterized. NCBI's taxonomy places the organism in Eukaryota, Metazoa, Cnidaria, Anthozoa, Malacalcyonacea, Xeniidae. The record is from RefSeq and is a predicted model, not a curated record. The transcript has 3 exons. Gene Ontology annotation, molecular function: protein binding. The coding region runs from base 60 to 980 and encodes 306 amino acids.